CAUGGGCAGCAGGAGAGCGGCUGGCACAGCGAGUUCCGGUCCAGGCAGUCUCUCCGCGGCGGCACCAUGCUCUCCAGGGCCUCCCCCGGGCUGUGGAUUACUCUCUGCCUGUAUUGCAGCUGCCGCGUCGGCGGCGGGGACGCGCAGAACGCCAAGGAAGUGAUCCUGCUGGACUCCAAGGCACAGCAGACCGAGCUGGAGUGGAUCUCCUAUCCUCCCAAUGGGUGGGAAGAGAUCAGCGGCCUGGACGAGAACUACACGCCGAUCCGCACCUACCAGGUGUGCCAGGUGAUGGAGCCCAAUCAGAACAACUGGCUUCGGACUAACUGGGUGGAGAAGGGCGACGCCCAGAGGAUUUUCGUGGAGCUGAAGUUCACGCUGAGGGAUUGUAACAGCCUGCCGGGCGUGGUGGGCACCUGCAAGGAGACCUUCAACCUGUACUACCAGGAGACGGACUCGGAGGUGGGCCGCGGCCUGCGCGAGAACCAGUACGUGAAGAUCGACACCAUCGCGGCGGACGAGAGCUUCACGCAGGGCGACCUGGGCGAGCGCAAGAUGAAGCUCAACACGGAGGUGCGCAUCAUCGGGCCGCUGGCGCGCCGCGGCUUCUACCUGGCCUUCCAGGACGUGGGCGCCUGCAUCGCCCUGGUGUCCGUCAAGGUGUACUACAAGAAGUGCUGGUCCAUCAUCGAGAACCUGGCCACCUUCCCCGACACCGUGACCGGCUCCGAGUUCUCCUCGCUGGUGGAGGUGGAGGGCGUGUGCGUGAGCGACGCCGAGGAGGAGGCCGACAACUCCCCCAAGAUGCACUGCAGCGCCGAGGGCGAGUGGCUGGUGCCCAUUGGGAAAUGUAUAUGCAGGGCCGGAUUCCACCAGAAGGGAGACGCCUGUGAACCUUGCGGCCGAGGCUUCUACAAGUCUUCCUCGCAGGACCUCCAGUGCUCCCGCUGCCCGGCGCACAGCUUCAACGACCGCGAGGGCUCGUGGCGCUGCGACUGCGAGGAUGGCUACUACCGAGCGCUGUCCGACCCCCCGUCCGUGGCCUGCACAAGACCUCCCUCGGCGCCGCAGAACCUGGUCUACAACAUCAACCAGACCACCGUCGGCCUGGAGUGGAGCCCGCCGGCCGACACGGGCGGCCGCAACGACGUCAGCUACCGGGUCAUCUGCCGGCGCUGCAGCUGGGAGCCCGAGGAGUGCGCCCCCUGCGGGCCCAACGUGGGCUACUCGCCCGCCCAGUCGGGAUUAGUGGACACGUACGUGACCGUGGUGGAACUGCUGGCGCACGCCAACUACACCUUCGAGGUGGAGGCGGUCAACGGGGUGUCGGAGCUGAGCCGCACGCAGAGGCUGUUCGCCGCCGUCAGCAUCGCCACGGGACAAGCAGCGCCGUCGCAGGUCAGCGAGGUCAUCAAGGAGAAGGUGCAGCAGCGCAGCGUCCAGCUGUCCUGGCAGGAGCCGCAGCAGCCCAACGGCGUCAUCACCGAGUACGAGAUCAAGUACUACGAGAAGGACCAGAAGGACCGGAUCUACUCCACGGUGAGGUCCAGGUCCACGUCGGCCACGGUCAACAACCUGAAGCCCAGCACGGCGUACGUCUUCCAGAUCCGGGCCUUCACCGAGGCGGGCUACGGCACGUUCGGCCCGCGGCUGGAGAUCACCACCAAGGAGGAGGCCACAGCCGCCAUCGUGUCGAGCGAGCAGAACCCGGUCAUCAUCAUCGCGGUGGUGGCGGUGGCCGGGACCAUCAUCCUGGUCUUCAUGGUGUUCGGCUUCAUCAUCGGGAGAAGGUACGCUCUCGCGGGCCCCGUUGACUCUCCGCUCCUGCACUGCGGCUACAGCAAGGCCGAUCAGGAGGGCGACGAGGAGCUCUACUUCCAGUUCAAAUUUCCAGGCACCAAAACCUACAUCGACCCCGAGACCUACGAGGACCCCAACAGGGCCGUGCAUCAGUUCGCCAAGGAGCUGGACGCCUCCUGCAUUAAGAUCGAGCGUGUGAUCGGAGCAGGAGAGUUCGGGGAGGUGUGCAGCGGCCGGCUGAAGCUGCCCGGGAAGCGAGACGUGGCGGUGGCCAUCAAGACGCUGAAGGUGGGCUACACGGACAAGCAGAGGCGGGACUUCCUGUGCGAGGCCAGCAUCAUGGGACAGUUCGACCACCCCAACGUGGUUCACCUGGAGGGAGUCGUGACCAGAGGAAAGCCGGUCAUGAUCGUCAUCGAGUACAUGGAGAACGGCUCGUUAGACGCCUUCCUCAGGAAGCACGACGGUCAGUUUACAGUCAUCCAGCUGGUGGGGAUGCUGCGGGGCAUCGCGGCGGGGAUGCGGUACCUCUCCGAUAUGGGAUACGUCCAUCGAGACCUGGCCGCUCGGAACAUCCUGGUCAACAGCAACCUGGUCUGCAAAGUGUCCGACUUCGGCCUGUCCAGAGUGAUCGACGACGACCCCGAGGCCGUCUACACAACAACCGGGGGGAAGAUCCCGGUCCGGUGGACGGCGCCAGAGGCCAUCCAGUACCGGAAGUUCACGUCGGCCAGCGACGCCUGGAGCUACGGCAUCGUCAUGUGGGAGGUGAUGUCCUACGGGGAGCGGCCGUACUGGGACAUGUCCAACCAAGACGUCAUCAAGGCCAUCGAGGAGGGCUACCGCCUGCCGGCCCCCAUGGACUGUCCGCCGGGCCUGCACCAGCUCAUGCUGGACUGCUGGCAGAAGGACCGCGCCGAGCGGCCCAAGUUCGACCAGAUCGUGGGCAUCCUGGACAAGAUGAUCCGCAACCCCAACACCUUAAAGACCCCCGUGGGGACGUGCACCAGACCGAUUAGCCCGCUGCUGGACCAGAGCACGCCGGACUUCACCGCCUUCCGCUCGGUGGGGGAGUGGCUGGAGGCCAUCAAGAUGGAGCGCUACAGGGACAACUUCACGGCGGCCGGCUACAGCUCCCUGGAGGCCGUGGCCCGGAUGUCCAUCGAGGACGUGAUGAGCCUGGGCAUCUCUCUGGUGGGCCAUCAGAAGAAGAUCAUGAGCAGCAUCCAGACCACCAGGGCCCAGAUGCUCCACCUCCACGGCACGGGCGUCCAGGUGUGACGGGACGGGCUCCACCCGGGUUCGGCCCCGGCAGGACUUAAAGAGACGCCGUCAUCCGGACGGGAGCGGCGGCGCCCGGGACGCACCGGGGAGGGGGACCGUCGGAGACCGGGGCGCUCGUCCCGCCCGACUCCUCCGGCUGCGCCUGGAGGCAAAUCAUUCCUUUGUUCCUCGGCGACGCACGGCGGUCUUCUAAGGGCACUACUGAGAGGAAAGGGGCGAAAACAGAGAAACUACCUGGACACCUUCACUUUCCUUUUCUAGACAAACUCAACCACAUAUCAACGGGAGGUCCGGACGAUUCGGCUCCGACGGCGAGGACGUUUGGACGUGACAACAGGGUAACUCCUCCACCCGUCCAGGCCCGGAGGAUCCCAGCGCUCUGGACGGGCGUCUCCAGCUGUUUGCAGCGACUCGGUUUCCUCGCUACCGAGGUCGAGUCCUCGCUAUGUCAAGAUGUUGUUUUUAUAAAGAAAUAUCACCAACAAGUGCAACACGGAGGAGACGCGGGGUCGGCACGGUUCUUUCAAUCACCUGACUUUUGUAUCAGAGUAGCAAUAUCUUUAGCCGAAGCGGGUUUCCGGGUCUCGGUGAAGCGAGGAGGCUGUCUGGGCGCCGUGCGGAGAUCCAGUUUGAACCGCCUUGCUGUCGUUCUGCCCGAAACGUGGCGCCCGGUUUUUAUUUCAACACGUUCUUUAGCUGCAAAUGCGUUUUUCAAGGGUAGAUCCAAGAACAGAGUAGACGAAUACUGCCUUAAAAUGUGUUGUUAUGGCUCCGAUUUUAGGCACUAGGACGGCAAUGCUUUUAGUGGCUCAUUGCUCGGGAGGACAAGAUGUUUCUUUCUUUCUUUUUCUUUUUUUUUUUUACUUUUCCUUGCAGCCUGAUGUCCUUUUCCCUGCAACUCGAGCCGCCGUUGCACCGGCACGGUUCAAUGUGACACAGUCGGCGAGGAAAGACUAUAAAAGAGCAAUAAUUACCAGGUAGAAGCGCUCCUCGCUGGGCGCUCUUUAAGGUGCUUUCUAAGGUAGAGACAGGUGUGCUGAGACCAGCUGCUCCGGAACCAUUCAGUCGCCGCCCGAAAGCAAAGCAAAGGAACAAGGAACGUACCUCUUUGACCUAAAAAUGGUUUGGAAAGAGUUGAGAGGAGCUGCUGUGCCAGGAAAGAGACGCCGUCGCGUGAUUCGCCGCUCUGGUCUGCUGAACGGUGAAAAUCUGACCAACGGUCGAAUCAGGAGCGAAUCAGGAGGCUGCGGAGAAUAAAGCUGCCGGGCUGCCGUCGUCUGCCCGGAAAUGAAAAGACCCCUCAGGCCCCGCCCCCUCAAGCCCCACCCGAUCAGGCCCCACCGCUAGCUAGUGGCUGCUAGCGUGCCGUUAGCGCUGCUCAGACCCACGUCACUGAAAAUACUUUAGCUUCAUGAAGCUUUUAGUCGUCUUUAAACAUGUUUUUAUGAACUUCUAAACCUAGAAAGCCACAUUCUGAUCAACUGAUCGAGCUGCCACAGCAAUUUCAGUUAAUUUGUUUUUCCCAUCGAAUGACCACAAAAAUAACGACUAAGAACGGAUGAAAAUGAAUAUUUAUACUCAAAAGCUUUUAGUUUAUUCACUUUAGACCUUAUUGUGAAAAACUGAUAAGUCAAAACUCUCUUUAGUUUGAAGGAAAUAUUCAUCUGAGGUUGGUGUUUUAAAUAAAAAGAAAAGUGACCACAGCAGUACAAAAUACCUUUAUUGACAACGUCAAACUGUUAGAAUCUUUUCUCAGUCACACAGUGAAACACUCGUUUAGGAUACUCUGCUCUAAACUUAUUUUAAUGUGUAACAUCUACUUCCUGGUUUCCUGACCUCAGCUUAUUGAUACUUUAUUGGAUUUCCAGUUUAACUUUCAUUUCGUUUGAAUAUAAAUUGCUUAGUUUUGUGAUUCCAGACAUGGAGUGAGCGUGAGUUCACACUGUAACGAGGCAGCGGGGUCAGAGGUCACGCUGUUAAACGCCAUAGUCAUUAAAACAAAGUAAUGAACUCGUUAUGUUGGACUGGCUUCAGGCUGCGUCUGAACUUGAUAAUAAACGCAGUCGUUUUUUAAUUCCUCCCAUGAAGGUGAGCGGUUCUCACGCUCCCACUUUCUCCUUUUAAUGUGGAAAAACAAAAUGAAUAUUAGAAAUCAAACCAUGCAACAGCAACCUGAACGGUCGGAGACUAUAAGGGGGUCAAAGGUCAUGAAAGGACACCUGGUAACCUGAUGAUGAAAGAGGUUAAAACCGACCCAGCCUCCUGAUUCUGGGCUUUUCCUGGACUGUUGGUCACACACACUGCUGGUGUGUGUGUGUGUGUGUGUGUGUGUGUGUGUGUGUGUGUGUGUGUGUCUGUGUGUGUGUGUGUGUGUGUGUGUGUGUGUGCGCGUGUGCGUCAGCUGGGCUCGGUGUGGACACACACAGGACUCACCUUUGUGAAGAGCCCCGGAGCGCCGCCCCCCCCUCCUGCCCCCCUUUGUCCCUUUAUCCGAGCAGCACAGCUCAGCAGUUGGGCCUUUUCCAGACCUUUGAAUUGAAUCGCAGCAUAAAGUGGUUCAGUCAGCACAAACCUGCCCCUCCCCAGACCCCGGCCCCCGCUGCCCCCCCACAGCCCCCCCCCACCCCCCACCCUCUGUCCCCUUGUUUAUUUCCUUUUUUCCCCCACGUCGAGCCGUUUCAGCCGAAUUGAGAUUAAGCGUAGGACGGAUCUGAGCGGGCGGAUUAGCGGCGGCCUUCGCUCCGCCGCCGGCUUCGCUCGGCUCCGUCCACCGGGGGCUUCAGGUCGCUCCGCUCCGGACUGACGGACGCGGGAUUCGAACAGCGGCGAGCGCGGCGGGACGCGGGGCGUGCCGGCUGGAGCCGGCAGCGGCAGAUCGCAGGAUGCAGAGUUAUUCUCAGCGAGCCGGUGGAUUUUUCCAAAGAGAGCAGCGCCGUCGAUUGUGUCCGAACCAGCCGAGCUCUGAGGGAAUCUUUGUAUAUGUUCUACUUGUAAAAGUUGUACAUUUUAUUUAUAUGGUUUUUUUACACAUAUUACUCGGUAGAGAGCUCUGAAUACAUUGAAAUGCACUAUAUUUUUCUAUCUCUCAGAUGAAUUAUGGUCACUCUCCAGAUUUCAGUUGUACAUAAUGUUUCCUUUCGUUUAGGACCAAAGACGGCUGAUAGGAUUCCCAUCUUUACUUUGGACUUUAGUUUGUUGUACAGUUGAUGCAAAUGGUCGAUUUUAUUAUUUAUUUUUCUGUGAUGAAAGUAUUGAGAAUAUUCACUGGUCAGAAGUAUUUUCCCCAGCAGCAGAACUGUAAGGUCAUUUAAUUAGACGGUUUCUUGUUACAUAGACGAUUCUUUUUGCUUUGUAACCUUUGUAAUAGACUGUACAUAUAUUUUUGGAAAUAUAAUACAAUCUCUA
Salarias fasciatus (jewelled blenny) is the source of this 6489-nucleotide messenger RNA. It is a transcript of the gene epha7, whose product is annotated as eph receptor A7. The coding region runs from base 67 to 3081 and encodes 1004 amino acids. The record is from RefSeq and is a predicted model, not a curated record. Gene Ontology annotation, cellular component: plasma membrane; dendrite. The transcript is spliced from 17 exons. Gene Ontology annotation, molecular function: protein binding; ATP binding; transmembrane-ephrin receptor activity. NCBI's taxonomy places the organism in Eukaryota, Metazoa, Chordata, Actinopteri, Blenniiformes, Blenniidae. Gene Ontology annotation, biological process: axon guidance; protein phosphorylation; ephrin receptor signaling pathway.